UUUCGAACAAGAUAGUUGCCUAUUUCCUACAGUCCAGUGUGAGCAAGUGUACAUGGGAAAAAAGCGAGAGGGAGGGCGAGAGUGACUGAACAGACGAAAGCUCGAUCGGGAGUGAGACAAGAAGAGAGAGUUGUUUUAUUUUUUUUAAAUAAAAAGUGACAAUGGCCGUAUCGGCAGCUCCUCCGGUGCACUCACCCAACUCCGCUCCGGGAUCCGGGGGUCUGUUUCGCUCCGAACCGAUGUACUCCAGACCGACCGAAAACACGAGACUGACCAACAGCAUGAUCAACACAUUCAUCGCCACUGGUGGUGGAGGAGGUGGCGGCGGCGGCGGAGGCGGCAACGGGAACGGCGCCGGCGUUAGUAACGACUGUAAAAUGGUGGAGGUCCAUGGGGUCAAAGUAGCCUCCUUUAAUAUGGACGGACAGGAGCUGAUCUGCCUACCCCAGGUUUUCGAUCUGUUUCUCAAACACCUCGUCGGAGGGCUUCACACGGUCUACACUAAGCUCAAGCGCCUGGAUAUAUGCCCGGUGGUGUGCACCGUGGAGCAGGUCCGAAUUCUGCGGGGACUCGGCGCCAUUCAGCCCGGGGUGAAUCGCUGCAAACUCAUCAGUCGAAGUGACUUCGAGGCGCUUUACAACGACUGCACCAAUGCCAGCUCCAGGCCCGGCCGUCCGCCUAAGCGCUCCCUUGGGGUCGCCAUGCAGGACAGCUCCAGGCUUCUGCCCCACGGCAUCCACGGCCUGCUCUCCCCGGGCCUCCUCUCCCACACAGGUCUCACGGCGAUGGCGGAGGCGAUGAAGCUGCAGAAGAGGAAGCUGAUGGCCAUGAGCAGCCUGCAGGGGGGCGGCUACCAGAACGGCACCGAGUCGGAGAACGAGGAGCUGAACUCGAACGCGGGGGGCAGCGAGUCCUCCUGGGAUAAGGACAAGCUGCAGUCCCCGCCCCCCAGCGCCGGCCCGCACAGUCUGGGCCACACGGGCCUAUCGGGCCAGCACGGUCUGACCAGCUCCCAGCUCAGCUCCCUGCAGCAGAGCCACCUGCUGGCCAACCGACUGGACCUGCCAUUCAUGAUGAUGCCCCACCCGCUGCUCCCCGUCAGCCUGCCUCCCGCCUCCGUUGCCAUGGCGAUGAACCAGAUGAACCACCUGAACACCAUCGCCAACAUGGCGGCCGCCGCGCAGAUGCACAGCCCGCUGUCUCGGGGGGGGGCCUCCGUCAUCAAGGAGUGUGUCCAGGACAGCCCCUCCCCUGCCCCCUCCAUGGAGGACCCCGCCCUCCUGCUAUCCCAGCCUCCCUCUCACCCCGACACCAGCGCCUCCAGCUCCCCCGCCCCGCACCAGCAUAGCCCCGAGCACAUGGGACUGAACAUACUGGAUGGGGAUCUGGGUGGCCAAGAUGUCAGUGUUCACAUGAAGAAGACCUUUAAAGAGAAAGACGACACCCAGCUGGCGUUGCACAUGAUGAGGCCCGGGUUCGAGAAGCUGUCGGGACAGGGCCUGCCCCCCGGUUUCCCCGCCCCUUUCCUGUUCGCCGACGGCCUCUCCUCCGUGGAAACGCUCCUCACCAACAUCCAGGGCCUCCUGAAGGUGGCGGUUGAUAACACGCGGGUUCAGGACAAACAGAUCCAGCAGGAGAAGAAGGAGCUGAAGAUGGAGCUGUACAGAGAGAGGGAGAUGAGGGAGAGCCUGGAGAGACAGCUCACCUCUGAGCUACAGAGCAGAGCCUCCAUCCAGAAGCGGCUGAAGAAGGAGAAGAAGGCCAAGAGGAAACUGCAGGAGGCGCUGGAGUUCGAGUCCAAGCGGCGGGAGCAGGUGGAGCAGGCGCUGAAGCAGGCCACCUCCCCCGACACGCUCCGCAUGAGCCUCAACGAGGCCGUGAUUCCGGAGGUGGAGACGGAGCAGAACGGGAACCAGCAGGAGAACGCAGCCAUACAAGAAAACAGAGGAUACAUGAAGACACCUAUAAUGUACUAAUAAACACACACUCCCCCCCACUCGCCCCGCCCCCACCACUCUGAUUGGACGGAGAGGUCGCCCCGGUAACAGCUGGUGUAUUGGUUGGUUGCUUGGCUCCUCAAUCCCUUCAGCUGAUGCUCAUCUCCAGGACAUUGGGUGGGGCUGGGUUGGCAUGGGGGGGUACGACCAAUUUGACCCCCCAUUCCCCAAAAGGGAGAGAGAAGGUACAGCAUUCCUCGGUGGUACUCAACCUUUUCCCUCAUCGCAAUGACAACUUGUAAAAAAAAAAAAAGAAAA
Molecule: messenger RNA, 2255 nt
Organism: Anguilla anguilla (European eel)
Lineage: Eukaryota; Metazoa; Chordata; Actinopteri; Anguilliformes; Anguillidae
Product: dachshund homolog 2-like
Exons: 12
Coding region: 162-1976 (604 amino acids)
Source: RefSeq, a predicted model, not a curated record